Molecule: messenger RNA, 1056 nt
Organism: Vigna unguiculata (cowpea)
Lineage: Eukaryota; Viridiplantae; Streptophyta; Magnoliopsida; Fabales; Fabaceae
Product: zinc finger protein 7-like
Source: RefSeq, a predicted model, not a curated record
AAGUAGGAAUCUGAAGCCAUAAAUUGCCAACACUAGCAGAUGACAUUAGCAUUGUCCCAAUUCUCCCCUCUAAAGUAUAUGCAAAACUGGGUGGGAACACAAGACAUGGCGUAGUGCUGAGUUCAUAAAGACACAACACUUCACCAAAUAAUAUUCAGCUCCCACUUCCAACUUCUCUUCAAUCAAUCACCCCUCUCUUUCUUUCUCCUUAUUUAAGCUCAACCCCUUCUCCCUCUCCCACAAAACUAUUCUCUACCAUGACCUUCCUCACGGAGGAUCCUCAUCAUGACCAUCAUCAUGAUCAUGACCACCCUGAAGAUGGUAACAUAGGAGAAUGGCUGUGUUUAGGCCUGAAAGGAGACGUUCCGGUGGAGGCAGAAGAAGAAGAAAAGUCGUCGAAGGGUCACCACCAGAGCAAGGUAUUCUCAUGCAACUUCUGCAUGAGAAAGUUUUACAGUUCACAAGCCUUAGGGGGUCACCAGAAUGCACACAAGAGGGAGAGAGAAGCAGCAAGAAGCUACCACCAGUCUCAUAGGAUGAUGAUGACAGCAAGAUCACCAAUGGGGUUCGCUUACACCUCUCUGGCAUCUAGGUCACUGGGAAUACAGCCUCACUCUCUUGUGCACAAACCAGGCAGAGAAAGGUCUGCUAUGGUGGGUAGAUUCAGUACUGAUGCCACCGUUAAUGGCGCUGGUGUGGCAUCGUGGACACCCUUUUUGCUUGAACAGGCCAUGGAUUUCUAUUGGCCGGGUAGCUUUCGGGUGGACUUGCCAAAACAAGAAUCAGAUGUUAAUAAGAUUGACUUAGAUCUUCGCCUCUGAUGCAACAUCACCGCUCUGAUUUCAUUUCAACCGCUACUACUGUUUUCUUCUUCGUUUCCCAAUGCUAUAUGAUGUCACUUCUGCCAAUAAGCUCCCAAGGCUACUAUCGUAAUUCACUACUUUUAAUUGGUUUCGCAAGAGAAACAACCUUGUCCAUGUCAUGUGUGUCACAACUCAAUGCUAAGUGUGUUUGUUUUCCUUUUCUUAAAAAUAUAUUUUUACUUUUUAAAAUUAA